AUGCAGACACCAUUCCAAAUUCAAUUUCAUCUGAUUCAACGUCAAAUGUUGAAAAACUUUGAGAAGGAACUCAACAAAUCAGAUGUCAUAGAGAUAGUCAACAUCCCAUCUGUCGACAAAGCUCUUGAGAUGAUCUCGUCAAUCUGGUUUAAAUCCGAAUUCAUCGCAAUGGACAACCUGAUUGGUGUAAUCAUGAAGAUCGAGGAAAAAUUCAAUAAUAAUUUAAAUGAAAACUUCAGAAAAUUAAAAUUCAACAAAAAGACAUUAAUCAUGUUCAUCUUUGAGUCAACAUUGGGGAAGUAUAGGAGCGAUAUAUUUUGGAAGAAUGCAGGUUCGGAAAGGGUUUACAAGCUGGAUGACUUUGAGGAUUCUGAUGGAAGUUUGGCUGAAUAUUGCAGGAGGUUUAUUAUGAAGGAGUUGAAGCUUGAGAAGUCUGCUGUUCACAAGAUCUUCCACACCAAAGAAAAGAUAAAAAUUCAGGAGCUAGGCAAUGAAUCAGGUUGCAACCUACUCAUGAUAGCUGUUCAAGAAAACAACUGUGAAAUGGUUCAGAAGCUCCUUGAAUACGGCUUUCAUGUUGACUGUGAAGACACAAAUGGACGUAAUGCUGCAGAAUUUGCAUGGAUCAACUUUACAGAUGAGACUAGCGAUAACGAAGGCAGAAGCAAAGCUAACAAGAUCAUCAUGAGUUUGUUGAGGUUGAAUUCAAGAUUUCCUGCUAAGAAAGUCGGGUUUGAGUACAAGAAAGCAUCGCCAGAGGUCCAAGAGUUCAUCAAUAUGUGUGAAGGUCUGCAUAAGCUACUCGGUGAAAAUAGAUUGAAGGAACUGAAGGAGAAGAUCGACAAUGAACCACACUUGUGCCAUUUUUAUGACAGAAACAAUCAAGGCAUCAUGUUCGACCGUGACGAAACUGGCGAGAUCAAAGCAUUGCAUGAAGACACAAGUCCAUUGUAUGAGGAAAUUGUGACUGACGUUAAUUUGAGUGAAUCACCGACCGCACACUUAUUCAUCCUUAAAUCAAAAACAAAAGUCAAUUUUAAUCCACAACAAUCACAAAAGCAAUGGAUGUGCGUUGAAGAUGCAUUUAAGAUCCUUGAUGAAAUUCCAGAAUGCUCAUUAAUCCUUAAAGUUGCUGCAACAUGGAAGAAACUUAAGAUUUUCUGUGACUUUAAGCAGGAUAUUGGAUUUUAUAAAGAUCAGAUUAAUUCAUUGGUAACAAAAGCAAAUAUGCUGAGUAAUGGAACCAUCUAUAUUGGUGCAAAGAAACUGAUGGACAAUGUGAAGAAGUUUGAAGUCAUUGGAGUGAUGAUUAAGGAGCUGAGUCGACUAGCAUGUAUGAUUACGUUCAUGAAUCAUACAAAUCCAUAUUCAUGCAGUAACUUUUCGUCAUCCAAAAAAAGCUAUAUGGAAAAAGUCAUCACAGAAUGUGAAAAGAACAAAGAAUAUGAGAAACUUAUCAGCAAUGCAUUAAGUGAGCCAAAGGAACUGAUUCAUUCGGAAUUAAUAGCAUGUGUUGUACAGAUAAUGAUGAAGUACCGGAUCUGUGAUGAAGUAACUGACCAAGAAAAUGCUAAGAAGUUAAGGAAGAUGCAGGACAGUGAGAGAAAAUUUAAGGAGCUUUUUAAGUAUCACAAAAACACAUUUGAGCCGAGAAUGGAGGAAACUUUGAAUGUGCUGAAGAUGUUACAUGACACCAGCCGGGUUAUUCACUUUGAGAGCCUCACAAAGUCGAUGAAGGAACGAGUGUCGCAUGGAAAACUGAUACUUCAGGGCGCUGAGACAACAUUUUACAGCCUCCUUGGUAAUGAUGGAAUGAUUCUCAGGCUACUGACAUCCAGUGAAAUCAGAGACUGCCUUAUCAAGAACCAAACCAUAAAAAUCUCAGAUAAAAAACCAACGGACUCAAAAUGUGAAAUUAUAAGAAGGAAGUUCGUUGACUUUAAUGUUGAAAUGGAUGAGAAGGUCCAGGAUGAAGACAUGGGAGUUAAUAAGAAUGUCAAAAACUACAUGCAGAUCAAAAGUGAGACAGAAAGUGAAAAAUUCUUCCUUCUUGCUGAUCAUGAUAAGAAGAUUAGGACAGCGACGUUUGAGGAUCUGGCUGUGAAACUUAAAGAUAGCUAUAAAAGCUUUUGGGUGUCUUACAUCAAAGUUAAAGAUCACAAAGAGAUACUUGAGGAGCAUGUUCGAAAAACCUUGAAACUGACAAUUACGAAUAUUACGGAACUACUACAAAAGAUUCUAAACUUAAGCUCAGAAAUGGAAGUAAAAAUCUUCACAAAAUUAUUUAAUAAUAACAAAGUCAUCCUGCUGCUUGACACUAUCGACGAUGUCAGCCCAAAGAUUUAUGAAUUCUUCAUAAAAAUGCUGAUUCUCCUCAAAAAAGAGCGUACACAUCAACUGUGGAUCUCAAUCCAGCCACAAAAUAUCAAAAGACUUGAAGACAUCUUCGAAGUUAAGGCUUACAAGACAGUCAUCACAAUUUACAGGAAGGAAAAGCGAACAUUUAUCGAGAAGACCUUAAAAAGCUUGAAUUACUGCAACUCAUCGCAGAGGUUCACAAUUGCACAGGAGAUCCUAUCCUUAAUAGACAGAAUUGAGGAAGAUUUAUGUCAUUUGUGUACCAUCGAGAAUCCACAAAUUAUCGAGAACAUCACAGCUUUAUACAUAAGAUCUAAAAUCAAUAUCAACACUAGCCUUUGUGAGAUCUUCGAGCAGGUCGUCGACAGAAUCAGACGAAAGACUGAGAAAAAUUACAAAAGUGAUGAAAAAAAUCCACUGGCUGGUGUCCAAUUGUUAAAGUUCCAUCAAGCAUUUGCCUUAAAAUCAGCAUUUGGGAAUCAUUAUGAUGAAAAGUUUGGAUUUAAGCUUGAGGACCUGUCAAUUGAAGUGAAUUGGGAGAAAGAGAAGCACAAUUACACGACGGAGAGGAUCACAAGAUAUAAAUUCUUAAUGCAAGACCCAGAUCAACGUGAUUCAUUUGAUUUUGCACAUGAAUCAUACAAUCAGUUCUACAUGGCACAGUUCAUAAUAUCAAAUUUAUUCAAUCAAGACUCGACAAUCGUGCCUGAUGAGUUUCCAAAGAUCUUUAAAAUUCUCUCAGUCAUGGAAAUUGAAAGCAAAAAAUUCCAAAUUUCCCGUCUUUUUUUGCUCAAUUUCAUGCGGAAUGAAGUCAAGAGUGACAAGCAAAAGUUGCAUCCAAAAGCUGAAGCUCUGGUCAUAAAGGAGGCUUUGGGGAUUCUCAAAGAAAAGGAGAGCAAGUUGUCGCUUAGAUCACUCGAGUUAUGGUCGAUCUUUCUGAUUAAAAACUCGAUGUUCCUCAAGAUCCUUUGGCAAGUCGAUGAACUAAGCAAUAUGAUCAAGAGGUUCCUUACAACUGACUUGCUGAGCGAUUACAAUGACUUUAAGAAGUUUAUUGAACUCGUUGAGUAUUGUUUCGGUUCCAACUGGCAUGUGAUGUUCAACAAAAGUAAGCAGACGUUGGUUUGCGAUGACGAAGUUGCAAAUUUUAAUGAUAAAUUCGAUAAGAAUUUCCUGAAGCUUCUCAGCUUAGUUGAGGAGAAUAUGAAGAUUGAGGAUGAAAGAUUGGUGUACAAUAAGCUAAUUGAGCUGAAGGUCUUCAAGUUUGUCGAUGUAAAAAUCUUGAACAGAGUUUUUAAAAGGAUUUUUGACAUCUUUAAAUCAAACAAGCAAGGUUUGAUCGAUAAAACCAUCAAAUUUGUGGAAUUCUACGCAUCAAAGACUUCAAAUGAGGAAGGGCUGAUGUAUUUUGGGUCGGUAUUUCAGGAACUCUUGGAUUACGACAAGGACAUCAUCAGGGAGGUUCUAUUCUACAAACAUCGAUCAGAUUUACAUCCUCUGGUUCAUGCAAUCAGGUCGACAGACGUAAACUUGUUCAGAAUGUACAAAAACCUCUACAUAACCUACAAGGACUCAUGGACUGAGCUGGAAGACAUAAUAAUUCUAUAUUCAGUCAUCUUCAAGUACAUUUCAUUCAUCCACGAUCCAGUCUAUCCAGAAUUUGAGAUGUUUGUAAAGGAAAUAUUUUCAGACAACAAGAAUCGUCUGAAGGAGUUCAUCCAGGACUACUUUGGGGUUGCCAAGAAAAUCUUAGUUCGUAAGAACAUUUUGAAGAGUUUGAUGAAGCUGAUAAGUUAUGUCUUUAGCGAGGAUGAGAUGGAAAAUCUUGAGAUGUCAACAAAAUUUACGACUUUUAGUGAUUUUAUUAUUCUUUUUGUGUCUAUAAAGUGUCAAGACCAAUGUGGAAUUUCUGGAACCGAUUCUGGACGUCCUACAGGUCUGAUUUUUAAUGGAGAAUCAGCUAAAGAUAGUCAGUGGCCAUGGGCAGUUGCGCUGUUCCUUAAUGAUGGAAAAUAUCGAAAUUACUUCUGUUCUGGGACGUUGAUAAGUGAUCGGUUUGUGCUUACUGCCGCUCACUGCAUCCAAAAUAAAGGAAAUGCGAGAUUCGAGGCAAACCGAAUAUCCAUUACUCUUGGAACAGCUGAUUCGUCAAACAAUCAAGGCGUCAUUCGAAAUGCUGUUGAAACUAAGAUUCAUCCUGACUGGGAUUCGACGGAUGGGACACAAUUUGAUGCUGACUUGUCAAUUAUCAAGCUUGACAAGCCAGUUCAAUUUUCAGACAAAAUUCGACCAAUUUGCAUGCCAAAAUCUCACGAGAAAGUGUUUGAGAUUGAAGGCUUUGUAGCUGGUUAUGGAGUAUCGAAUGGUGAUGUUCUGGAUGGUAAGUUGAGGUUCUUGAAGAUUCCGACUGUGACACAGGAGAACUGCUUAUGGCAUCCAAGUGGAUUCUCAACAACUGCUUCAAAAAGGACCUUCUGUGGUGGUGAUUUGACAAAAAGUGCUUGCAAAGGAGACAGUGGAGCUGGAUUUGUUGUUAAGUCUUUUAAAUCAACUUAUGAGAUUAUUGGAAUCGUGUCAGCUGCCAUUUUGGCACGUGAUGAAAAUUGUAGAGCUAAUAGUUAUGCUGUAUUUACGAGUGUCCCUUUGUUUGUCGAUUGGAUCUUGAGAGAAAUUGGACGUGAACAGGAAAUAAGCAAUGAAGUCUGGAAUGCUUACAACCCAUCCACAGCUUACAUACCUCCAAACUCUGUGUAUCUUGAUGAAGGAACAGUUAGAGCUUAUGUAGCGAGACGUAAGACAAAUGGAAAUCUAAUUAUUGGAAAGUUUCUUCCUGAUUGGAACUCCAUUUUCUUGCCUUACUUCCGAGCAGAGCUACAGUUCUGGGAUGACAUUGAAAUUUUAGCAACAAAUAAAAAACACCAAUGGAUUCCAUUUACUGGAACAUUUCCUCAAAAUGCAGUUCAGGGUGGAUAUGAAGGAACCGCUAAACUCUUUGUGGGACGUAAACUGAUCGAUGGCAAUCAGAUUAUUGGAAAAGUUGUGGAUUUAUCAAAGAAAAUCUACGUUCCACAUUUCUCAAAGGAGCAUGAAUUUCAAGACAAUUUUGAUAUUUUGGUAUUGAGUGACGAUGGCUGGACCUCAUUUAAUAUAACCACGGACAGGAUACCAUCAGAUGCCAUUUCAAUGAACGAAGGUGAUGUUCAGACUUAUGUAGCAAGGAGAAAGAUAGGAAACAACUUAGUUAUUGGAAAAUACAUCCCAAUGUGGAGUUUAGUGUAUGUCACUUACAAUGGAGAGGAACAAAGAUUUGGUGACGGAAUUGAGCUAAUGACAACAAAUAAGCCUCAUAAAUGGAUUCCAUUCACAGGAACAUUUCCAUCUAAUGCAGUCCAAGGUGGAUAUGAAGUUAGAUCGAAGCUUUAUGUUGGUCGAGUUAUGCAUCAAGGCAGAUAUAUAAUUGGAAAAGUUGUGGACACAACGAGGACCAUUUCUGUUGGAUUUUUUGAUAAAGAAUUUAAAUAUAAAAAUUCAUUUGAAAUUUUGGUUCUUGAAAAUUGAAAAAAAAAAUAAAGUCACAACUUUGAGAACUGAAAA
Molecule: messenger RNA, 5952 nt
Organism: Chironomus riparius
Lineage: Eukaryota; Metazoa; Arthropoda; Insecta; Diptera; Chironomidae
Source: the annotation of a GenBank genome assembly